UCCUCGACUGACGCAAUCUAUGAGGAAAAUAAAAGAGAGAGAGAAGGGGGGAAAAGAACGAUUUCGCGUUACCAUGGAAACCAGUUUGUCACUUUCUCUUCAACUCGGCUGAUUGGUCGAAUCGUUCGUGCUCGAGAUUCAAGCUGCAGGCUCGUAGGAAAGAGAAAGUUGCAGAGCCAGACCGGCUCAUAGUCGAUAGUCGGUCGUAAUGGCGAUAGGACGUGGUGUUAGAAUGUGAACGAAUAAUACAACAAUAGGAAAAUAAAAAAAAAAAUGAGUACGCCGUGGACGAAAUGGAGUACCGAGACUGUAUCACCUCGUGAAUUUUUGCGUAGGUAUCAUUUACCACAAAUAGUACGUAUACACGAGAAUUGUGUUCAAGGUGCUUCGCCCAUACCUGCAAAACUCGAUUUAUCACAGCCUAUAUUACUCUAUCAGGCUUACAUGUGUAGAAAGGUUUACGCUCAUAGUUUAGACAGAGAUGUUAAAGCCGGUAUGAAGAUUGUUGAACCUUCUCUUGUCAUACCCGAUUCCUAUCCAGGGUGGAUAGCUACCGUAACGGAUGAUGGACACACGGCUGGCUACUUUUCGACUGUGGAGCAGGUGGCGAGAUCUGAAAUACCAUACUUUCUUUUAAGAGAAAAUAUCGUCGCUUACAAAUUAGUAGAAACGCCCUCGCAUAGACAUGGGAAGAAAAGCGUUUACGAAAAAACUAGUGUGAUGUCUGGUCAGGUACUUCAAUUUCUAGGUGUAUACGAAGAUACCAGCGUCAGAUCGGCCGCUUCCAGCAGGAUACAUACCAGAUAUGCCAGGUGUUUCUCUCCUCGUGAAGGCAUUAUUUAUCUUCCGUUCCUUACCUGUGGCAAAUUCUACGCCGUAGCCAAACAGGGCACUCACUCAGUGAAUCAUGUCUUUAUGGUAUCUAAUCUUUUAAGGUCUAAGACACUAAAACUGCCUGCAACAGUUAGAAUCGUUUCGGGUAGUAGACCCGAAGUGCCUUAUCAUUUUACUGGUUUUCUCAGACUCGAAGAAAUAAUUGAGCAACACGUUAUCUUGGGAUGUACCUUCAGAGGCAAGAAACCCGUACUGUUGGAGAUCGACGUAGAUUCGGAUUUCAAUUUCCGUCGAUCUAUCGACGACCUUCAUUAUAGGCAAACUAAACAUUUUGGUCGAAUGCUUCAGUAUUGUCUUGACGAAGGUGAACGGUGGAGAAGGCAGAUAAAAGUGGCUUAUCACGUAGUGCCUCAAACGCCUAAAGAAAAGCGUUGGAAAUCUUCCGUGGGUAGCAAUUCCAGUAGAGGAGGAAAGCUACCUCCUCUUCCAAUUCCCAAGACUUGUAUCACUACCAAUUUUGAUGAUAGCGAUUCGGCUAUGAGAUCGAAUACUAUCAAUUCCGUUUCUUCUAAGGGUUCUUCUUUCACUUCAAAAUCUAGUAAUUUCUUUAGUCGCUUUUGGAAUUUGCAUAGACCAAAGUUUACCGUUUCCAGUAGAAAAAAAUGUGAUUUUUCGGCCACGGAAAGUGUCAGCGAAUUCUCUUAUUGUGGUCAUUUGUACGAAAGUGUUCCCAACCAGAGUGACAACAGAAUGCAACAAGAUGUUUGCUUCCAUCUUACUCGUGAUGGCGGAGAUGACGGUUACGGAACUGGUCAGCUGGAUGGUGACGAUUCGACUUAUGAUUCAGUUAAUUAAACAAGAAAUUUAGCUUUGUGUCGUGGAAAAUUAUGUGUUUUUCUAAAU
This is a messenger RNA of Centruroides sculpturatus (bark scorpion), 1737 nucleotides long. RefSeq lists its product as uncharacterized. The coding region runs from base 274 to 1689 and encodes 471 amino acids. NCBI's taxonomy places the organism in Eukaryota, Metazoa, Arthropoda, Arachnida, Scorpiones, Buthidae. The record is from RefSeq and is a predicted model, not a curated record. The transcript has 3 exons.